This is a messenger RNA of Hirundo rustica (Barn swallow), 6546 nucleotides long. It is a transcript of the gene SLC23A2, whose product is annotated as solute carrier family 23 member 2. Gene Ontology annotation, biological process: transmembrane transport; L-ascorbic acid metabolic process. Gene Ontology annotation, cellular component: membrane. The transcript has 16 exons. The record is from RefSeq and is a predicted model, not a curated record. Gene Ontology annotation, molecular function: transmembrane transporter activity. The coding region runs from base 266 to 2242 and encodes 658 amino acids. Lineage: Eukaryota; Metazoa; Chordata; Aves; Passeriformes; Hirundinidae.
GCUGCGGCUGGAGAGGCGCUGCCGGAGCUGCCUCCGGGAGGUUGGUGCAGCUUUGCCUUGGGAUUCGCAGCCCGCCGCGGACGGUUGCAGAAACUCAGCCGAUUUGGUGUCUGCAUUAUGAGGAGCCGUUGAUGCGAACGACACCCUGAUGUCCCAGCUGGAUUACUGAGCUGCUGUGUGAUUCCUGGAGCUGCUGCUGCUGCUGUUGGAAUAAGGAGCCGUCCUUAGCUCUUGGCCCGUCCCAGAAGCACCUCCUGGGUGCUGCAUGCAAGUCCUGGACGUGCUGGAAACGAUGGGGAUUGGCAAGAACACCACGUCCAAAACGGUGGAGGCGGGAGGCUCCACAGAGGGCAAAUACGAGGAUGAGUCCAAACACCCCACGUUCUUCACGCUGCCUGUGGUGAUAAAUGGUGGAGCCACAUCCAGUGGUGAUCAGGACACGGAGGACACGGAGCUGAUGGCUAUCUACACUACAGAGAAUGGCAUAGCAGAGAAGAGCUCCCUGGCAGAGACCCUGGACAGCAGUGGCAGUUUGGAUGCCCAGAGGACUGACAUGAUUUACACCAUUGAAGAUGUUCCUCCUUGGUACCUCUGCAUCUUUCUGGGCUUGCAGCACUACCUGACGUGUUUCAGCGGGACCAUCGCCGUGCCCUUCCUGCUGGCCGAUGCCAUGUGCGUGGGCUUUGACCAGUGGGCCACCAGCCAGCUCAUUGGGACCAUCUUCUUCUGCGUGGGCAUCACCACCCUGCUGCAGACCACCUUUGGCUGCAGGUUACCCCUGUUCCAAGCCAGUGCUUUUGCUUUCUUAGCACCUGCCAGAGCAAUUCUCUCUCUGGAGAAGUGGAAGUGCAAUAACACAGAUCUAACAGUUACAAAUGGGACAGCAGAGCUGCUGCACACGGAGCACAUCUGGUACCCCCGGAUACGAGAGAUCCAAGGUGCCAUCAUCAUGUCCUCGCUGAUCGAGGUGGUGAUCGGGCUGCUGGGGCUGCCCGGGGCUCUGCUGCGCUACAUCGGCCCCCUGACCAUCACCCCCACCGUGGCCCUCAUCGGCCUCUCGGGCUUCCAGGCUGCUGGGGAGCGAGCUGGCAAGCACUGGGGCAUCGCCAUGCUGACUAUUUUCCUAGUGUUGUUGUUUUCUCAGUACGCCAGAAAUGUCAAAUUUCCCUUGCCCAUUUACAAAUCCAAGAAAGGAUGGACAGCAUACAGGCUGCAGCUUUUCAAGAUGUUCCCUAUCAUCCUGGCCAUCCUGGUGUCCUGGCUGCUGUGCUUCAUCUUCACCGUGACGGACGUGUUUCCCCCGGACAGCUCCAAGUACGGCUUCUACGCGCGCACGGACGCGCGCCGCGGCGUGCUGCUGGUGGCCCCCUGGUUCAAGGUGCCCUACCCCUUCCAGUGGGGGCUGCCGACCAUCUCUGCCGCGGGCGUGAUCGGGAUGCUGAGCGCCGUCGUCGCCAGCAUCAUCGAGUCCAUCGGGGAUUACUACGCCUGUGCCAGGCUGUCCUGUGCUCCUCCUCCACCCAUCCAUGCCAUAAACAGGGGGAUUUUCAUCGAGGGUCUCUCCUGUGUUCUGGACGGAGUGUUUGGGACGGGGAAUGGAUCCACCUCUUCCAGCCCCAACAUUGGGGUCCUGGGCAUCACAAAGGUUGGCAGCCGCAGGGUGAUCCAGUACGGAGCGGCCUUCAUGCUGCUGCUGGGCAUGGUGGGCAAGUUCAGCGCUCUCUUCGCGUCGCUGCCCGACCCCGUGCUGGGGGCUCUCUUCUGCACCCUCUUCGGGAUGAUCACGGCCGUGGGUCUGUCAAACCUGCAGUUCAUCGAUCUGAAUUCUUCUCGGAAUCUCUUUGUUCUCGGAUUUUCCAUUUUCUUCGGGCUCGUCCUCCCGAGCUAUCUCAAGCAGAACCCUCUGGUCACAGGAAUAGCAGGCAUUGACCAGGUGUUGAACGUGCUGCUCACCACAGCCAUGUUCGUCGGGGGCUGCGUCGCCUUCAUCCUGGAUAACACCAUCCCAGGGAGCCCUGAAGAAAGGGGAAUACGGAAAUGGAAGAAAGGGGUUGGUAAAGGAAGCAAAUCCCUGGAUGGCAUGGAGACGUACGAUCUGCCUUUUGGCAUGAACUUCAUUAAAAAAUACAGGUGUUUCAGCUUCCUGCCCAUCAGCCCCACCUUCAUGGGAUACACGUGGAAGGGCUUCAGGAAAAGCAGCAACUGCAGGAGUUCAGACGAAGACUCAGAAGCUACAGUAUAGCCUUAGCUGAAAUCAUGUUAUCUAGUUGUAGUUAAAGAUGUAUUUGCAGUUUCUUGCUGAUUAAGAAGCAUUAAAAUAUAUGUUUUGUAUAUCUGCAUUUAAAUUCUGGAACCAGAGCUGAGACAGAUUUAAAAAAAAAAAAAAAGAAAAAAAAAAAAAAGCUUUUCCUGCUGUGGGUGGUGGGAGCCAGGUCCAGUGUCUCUGGGGCAAAUCCCACUGAUUUUGGGAAGUUGUAGAGAGCUGUGCACCUAAGUCUGUUUGGUUUCAAUGGGUUUAGGUGGAGGUGUGGAGGUGCUGCUGCAGACUUUUUGUUUUUAUGGUGAUUUUAUUAAAGCCCUCAGUGUUGGUUGUGCCAGGAAAGCUGAACCUUGAAGAAGGAGGGGGGGGAAAAAAAAAUAGAGAAAAGGAAAAUUUUUUCCUUCUGAUCAUGUCAAAUCCCAUAGACGCUGUCCUGCUACUCAGUGAUUUGCACAUUCCAUGUUCUCAGCGUCCUGGAAACCAGGCUCAGCUGAUGCUUGCAAAUCACGAGAGUUUAAUUCUGAAUUAUCUGUGAUUUCAGUGACACAUCCAGUGCUCAGACAGGAAGUUUCUGGAAUAACUUUGCCCUCGGAAACUGUGACAGGCUCAGCUGGCACAGUGCUGCAGCAGCCACUUACUUUAUUCACAGCACUUCUCAUUUCUGAACGUUUGCUUUCCCCACCUGGGAUUCUCCCAGCUCACCGCAGUGUCCAGGAUUUCCUUACACACGCGGCUGGGGUGUUCCAGGGCUGGGAAACCUGAACUCAGACGGGGCCUGGAGGCAGCGUUUCGGUUCGGUGCCCGUGUCCAGCACCAUGUUUCCUGGCCAGAAAUGCUAAUUAGCUGAGCAGCUCCGAGCAAUUAACAGUUGUUCCCUGCAGGGAAAGCCGCGUGCUCCGAACGCUGCCGGCGCUCCUGGCUGGGGUCUGAGCGGGGUUUUUAUUGCUGCUGCUGCACGAGGCUCGCUCUUCUCCUCUUGUGGGCCUUCUCCAGAAGCUGAUUCCUGCUGGGAAGGGGGUUUGGGCCAGCAGAGACACUGCACCUGCCAGCCCCACCCAUGGCUGGGUUCACGGGUAUUGGGUCCAAUCAGGGCACCACUCAGAUAAUCUUUUUGUGUUUUUUUUCCUGGAAUAGUCUCAGCUCUGCUGUUUAUGUGGGUGUUCACGCUCAUCAUGCAUUCAUGAUUAACAGUUUGAUUCCUGUUUAAUGUUCUUAACCUAUUGCAAGUUAGUUUUAGACUACAGUGUGGCCCCAAAAGCGUUUUCAGCUGUGGAGAUCAUCAGGGAAAUGUUGUGUAAUGUAAUUUCAAGGCCAGUAAUGCUCUACGGUGCUUGCGUUCUGUAUUCCUGGAAAACCCUAACAGUAGCUCCUGUAAGCCCCUGAUGUGUUUCUCCAAGUUUGACUACUGGACAGGAGCACGGGAACUCUGUUACUCUCCGAGUCUGCUCCCAGGGGAAUUCGUUCUGGGUUAUUGAAGCAUGGCCGGGUUGGGGUGGGGAGGGCAAGGACAGAGCUUGACGGAUCAGUACUGAGUAGUGUAGAGUCGGAAUGAUUCCGUGGAUAUCGUUCUCAGCAUGCCAUGGCUGUUCCCUUCCCAGAAACUGUUUAAUCCCGCUUUUCCCAUGUCCAAGCAUGCCUUUGUUCCUGCUUCCUUCGGGGAACUUUCAGUAGUUUGCAGUCUUGGUGUCGGUUGGACUCGAGAGCUGGUCGGAAGAGUCGUUGUGUCGUAGACGAGGUUGGUUUGCCUGUGAAACAAAAUCAUUUUUGCUCAUUUUUCAGCGUUUCCUCUCCGGGUGGUGAGGGGUUGGAUCCCCACGCCCCGCCCGCGCGCCGUUCGGGUGCGGGGAUUUCUGAUCGGUGGCACGAAGCUUCCAGAUUCCCCCAGCUUUCUGUGCAAACCAAAGAUGCGUGGCAGACGGGGGGGAGUUGAAAGCAUCCAUCCAAAAGGAAAACAAAAGCCGCCUCUGGUGGCUGUACGACCUGAGGGGUUGUGGUGAUGUCGAGUGCCAAAGUUGGUUAUCCUGUGAAAGGGGAGGAAGGGAGGAAAAAGCUUUGCAUUUCCAGCUCCCUCCAGAGAGAGAAAGGUGUGAGAGCAGAGUUUGUCUCUCACCCUGUUGAGGGAAGUCUGGGUGAGUUCUCAGUGGGGAUUCCCAAGACACUCCAAGUGCCAGGGCAGCAAAUCCCAGGACAGUUCUCUCCUCCCUGGAGCAGAGCACCCCUCCUUCCUCGCGGCACUCCCCGAGCACGUGCGGCCCAGUUAGCUGUUGGAUUUCAUUGUUUCUGCGAUUUCUGCCCAUUCCCCCCGACCGAGAGCAGAGCAGCCCCUGGCCUUGGGGAGCAGCUGCAAUUCAGGGUCGGUUUGGAUCCCAGUUGGGCAGUGGGACAAAUCCCCACCUUCUCCCGGGGUGAACGGUUAAAGGGGAGCCCCGGGCUCUGGAAGGACGCCUGGAUGUGCGGGAAGGGCUGUGAAAUUCCGGGGAGUGCCUGUGCAGAGCUGCUGGCAGGGGUGGCAGAGGAUGGAGCUGCGGCUUUGGGGGGCACGAAACACGAGUUGAGCGUGCUGGGGACGUGCAGGUGUAACCUGACUGCCAGUGCAGUGCUGGAUCUUCCCCUCUGUCCUUCCCUGCCUUUCCAACAGCCAGACUCCCACCACCCAGGGAAGGCGGCAGCUGAGAGUUGAGUGAAGAGGUGAUGAGAGGUUUCAACCAAGUUUUGAGAGGGAAGGGCAAAUAUUCAUGGUAGAAAUCUCAUUUUGUCAUAUCAGAGAUGGUAUCAGUGUAAACAAAGGAAGUAACUCGGGAUUUUUGUAAUUGAUAUUCUCUUGUAUUUUUUUUUUUUUUUUUUUUAGGUUAAAUUAAGGGUUCUUGCUGACAUGUUAAAACACGUUUUCUAAAGCAAAUACUUGCAAAUUAUGCCUAUAGAAAUUUAGGUUUGGUAGCUGACAGCUAUGACUGAUUUAACAUUGUCAUACUGGAGGGACUUCACCACGUACCUCGCUCAGAAAGCUCAACCUUUUCAACCCCCAAUUUGCUUUUUAUUGCCUUUUAAUACUGACUUGAAAUAUGACAACUUGGUUUGUACAUGAAUAUUGCAGUAUUUUAUUUCCAUAUAUUAAGAAAAUAACAUUUCCGCUCAGGAUGACGGCAGCGCUUUUCCUGGGAGGGAGUGGUAUGAGUGUCAUGACAAUGUCAUGUGAUGGUAGAAUUUCUUCAUUGACGAAUCUGUAGUGGUUGUGUAUACUUUAUUUACCCAUGUUUGUGUUCCUACCCAAAACUGGAGGGUUUUGUUCUUUCCUCCCUGCUGAGUCCUCGGGGCUCCUGGGGGGCAGAAUUGGAGAAGAACCCCCUCAGUGGCGCCCUGAGGAGCACCAGUGAGUGUGACCCGUCAUUUACACCCCAAAACCCUGGGGAUCCUGUCAUUUGGGGUGCAAACAGCACUCCAGGCACUCGUGGUGGCAGACCCUCGGUGUCUGCUGAGCCCUUGGAUGCCUCCAGCCCACCUCAGCUUGCCAGAAUUGCUGGGUCGAUGUGUGAAACGCCUGCGUGAGACCAGCACCACCUUCACCUUGCUUCUUUGUGGCCUUCUUCAACCAAAAGCGGCUUUUUUUUUUUUUUUUUCCCCCUUUUUCCUUUCAUUUUUUGGAGCGGGGGCACUGCUGGGGGGGGGUCACUCGUUUUUUUUGCAGCCGAGUCCCACUCGGUGCAGUUUUUCGGGGGGCUCGGGGCUGUAGGGGGAGGGUUGGGGUGGGUGCUGGAGCCACCCCGAGCGCUCCUGGCUGGAAUUCCCCGGGCAGUGACAUCCAGGGUGGCCUCUGCCCUUCCCGGGCGCUCCUCGUGCUGCCAGUCCAAAUAAUUCCUGUAUUUGUCUGUUUAGAACAACCUCUGGCAUAACAAACUAUUGACUGUUCUUAGGCGGUGGGGAUAAAAUUUGGGUUUUUUCGGUUGGUUUUUUGUUUGUGGGGUUUUUUUUUUUUUCCCCCAUGACUUUUUGUGACUGACUUUGGCUGUAAAACUUUUUUUGUUAAACAGCAAAAGUUUAUUUUGGGGUGGGUUUGUUUGAUUUUUUUUGUUGUUGUUGUUCUUGUUUCAAGAUGUGUGAUUCUUUUACAGAGUUGUGUUUGUUUUUUUUUUUUUUUUAAUUAUGAUUCCUUUUUUUUUUUCUAACAUUGCUUCAUUAAACAACUGAAUAUUUAAAAAAAAAAAAGUAAUAUUUGGACCAGAUGUUGUGAAUAAUAGUAGAUAAAGCUAUUUUAUUCUGUAUUUUUAAAGCUGUUCAGUAUAAAUAAA